GAAAAUUUGUGUUGUGUAAUGCUUCACAUAUCCCGGUAUCGUAGCAUUCCUAGUAUCAAUUUCAGUUGAGAUGGGGUUUCAGUUCAUCGGUCAGGUAUUAUAACAGGGAGCUUUCUAUUACUGAGCGGUUGCUUUGCUGCGAGCAUAGUGACAUUCGUUCAUGAUUUUUAAAUUGUUUAAAUUACGUUGUCAUUUGAUUCAUGUGUCUUAUCUAAUUUUAUUUUGAUACUGCAAAUGUGAUGUUAAUUUACUGGUUCUGGCAAAGGUGAAAAUCCCGCUAUUGAGGUAUCCCCAAUAUUUAAUUCAUACGUUAAGUUGAUCGUGUAGUUAGCUGUGUCAUGUUCAGUUGAGAUGGGGUAUUGUGGAUUAAUAUACUGGUGAUGCUGGUGUAAUUUUUUGGGGGCUGAAGUUUGACGCUCUGUUUGGUUGCUUAGAUAAUGGAGGAAAACCACUAGUUGUAUUGUUUUUUUUCUUUUUUGGCUACUGAAUAAAGGCUUAAGAGUUUGUUUGAGGUAGUGCCUUAAAGUUAUUGCGGCCUGUUAGUUUUUAUAGGUUGAAUUCCUCAGAGAAUCAUUGGUUAGUUGGAUAUGUUUUUGUGUCAUCUUCAGUAUAGUGUAUAUGGUCAUUUUGGUAUUAUUAUCAGUUGUAAAGAAGAAUGUCUGAAUGUUUGAGAAAUUGUCUGUGAUGUGAGUUUAGCGUAUAUUCGUGGAAUUUAAUUUGGAAGUGUUUUGGCUGUGUUUAUUGGCCAAAUGAAAUAUUAUUACUUGUUUGUUUGUUAAAUUAUCACUUGCAUUGUACAUACAAAAUGAUGAGGACAUAACUGUGAGGAGUUCUUCGCAAUUGGUAACCAUAAGUCCUGGUGUCCUUUUUAGUUUGACAUUCUAUGCCUACUAUGUCUUAUAUCUUAUUUGUUGGAUUUCUUGACCCUUAAUUGAUUAGCCCGCGGAUUAGCGGGUGGCAAUGUGCUGGGCAGAUUAAGGCUGAGUCAUUGGACCGAGCAAAUGAGCUUGAGGAGAUGCAGGAGAAACUGGAGGCUAGAAGAGUUGUGAUAGAAAAAAUGUCAAUGCGUUCUAAGGUUGCUGAGGAGGACGCUAAAAAGCAGGAGGAAAGACUUGGUAUGGAAGUUAGAUCUCUAUUAGUGGCUGGGACAGCUCUUUCUGUCGCUAGGAGGCGAUUGCAGGAAUCGAAUAAGUUACUUUCUGGAGAAACGGGUUAUGGUCAUCUCCAAAAUUUGAAUAAGAAGUUACGAUUGAGACAACAAUUUAUGAUUCAACAAGUAUCUUUGCUCUAUCCCGUAAAGAUCUUGGUUGGACCAAAACAAGAGCAAGAACUUGAAUCAUUUCCAAGUGGUAGUAGAUCAGGGAAUGCUGCCGGAUCUAAACCUGUUAAUCCAGGAUCCCUAACAAUCUUAGGCCUGCAUUUGACUAUGCUUCCUUUUACAAAGAUGAGUCUUUUUAGUGAUAAGAAGGAGGUUCAGAGGUCUGCAACUGCCUUGGGAUAUAUUGCACAUGUUGUUUCACUUACAGCUUCUUAUUUACAAGUUCCACUGCGUUAUCCUUUGCGCUUGGGUGGUUCCCGCUCAUACAUAAAUGAUUAUGCACCUUCGAUAGAGCCUUCAUCAUCUGAUUUGUCAUUGAGCACACUGUCCACAAAUACAAAGCCUGUAGAAUUUCCUCUCUUUUUAGAUGGUCAAGACACUACAAGAGCAGCUUAUGCUGUAUUCUUGUUAAAUAAGGAUGUAGAGCAGCUAUUGAAUUUCAUUGGUGUGAAGAGUUUAGGACCACGCCACGUUCUGGCUAAUUUGAAGGAGCUUUUAAGGACCAUACAGUCUGCAGAAUAUAUAGAUACAUGAUACGGUCAACUGGUAUUGACUGUAAGUUAGGAACCUCUCUGUAAAUGUUUACUUGUAUUCUUACACGGGUGCAAAUUUUUCAUGAGCACCAUUUAGUACAGCAAAUAUUUCUCAUUCUCAAUUCUUUCUCUAGAGUAUAUUGU
Pistacia vera is the source of this 1995-nucleotide messenger RNA. RefSeq names its product UV radiation resistance-associated gene protein-like. Bases 1016 to 1852 code for a protein of 278 amino acids. Gene Ontology annotation, biological process: SNARE complex assembly. Gene Ontology annotation, molecular function: SNARE binding. Lineage: Eukaryota; Viridiplantae; Streptophyta; Magnoliopsida; Sapindales; Anacardiaceae. Gene Ontology annotation, cellular component: lytic vacuole; endosome. The transcript is spliced from 5 exons. The record is from RefSeq and is a predicted model, not a curated record.